AUGGCAGAAACCGGCGUCGCCCAUAAGGUCAUCUCUGUUAUUCUCCGCCUCUCCGAGCUCGCCUCCGCCAUCAUAGUGCUGGGCAUUCUGUCUCGCUUCUGCUACCUCGCGGGCAUCGCAGAAGCUCAUGUCGACGGGCGAAUCAUCUACACCAUCGUCGUCGCGUGCCUCAGCAUUAUGUAUUCCAUUUGUUUCUGUCCACCGUUCAAGGCCAUGUUCCUGGGCUUCCCGUUCGACUUUGUCAUGUUUGUCAUGUGGCUCGUCGCAUACUGCUUGCUACAAACUAGAACCGGUAGUCAUAAUUGUUCUGCCAGUUGGUACUACAAUUACUGGGGCUACUACUGGGGUCGCUUUUGGCGAGUCGGACCUAUCGGGACGGUCAAUAUCGACGCGGCAGGUUGUGCCUCGUGGAGGACAGCCCUUGCAUUUGCAUUCAUUGCAUGGUUUCUCCAUCUUGUUAGCGGCGUUCUCGGUGUUUAUGUCUUCCGGACUUAUAUCAAGCUUGACGAGACAAAGACCGAUUUGAAAGAACACGCGGAAAAGCUUGCCAGAGGGGACCCCAAGGUCCAUGGUUAUCAGCGAAAUGUUGAACCAACAGAUAAUGUCUAG
Messenger RNA from Fusarium tjaetaba, 609 nucleotides. RefSeq lists its product as uncharacterized. The record is from RefSeq and is a predicted model, not a curated record. Gene Ontology annotation, cellular component: membrane. The transcript is spliced from 4 exons. Bases 1 to 609 code for a protein of 202 amino acids. Lineage: Eukaryota; Fungi; Ascomycota; Sordariomycetes; Hypocreales; Nectriaceae.